UUCUUCCGUUGGAUUUAGCUGCAGACAGUUCACAGAGUAAUAUCAUGGACACUAAAUUAGUAAACAUGUGUGUCAGUAAUAGGGAUAAUAACAGUAAAACGGUGAAAAUGGUGCUAGUGAAUAAAAGUAAAACUUUAGAUCUUGCUGGAUUACCACCCGAUGAACCGGAUCCCGGACUGCCAGACGAUUUGCGUAUACAAGUUAUUUCAGCGACUGUUCAGAAAAUGGAGGAAAAUGAAAAAGUGUUCUUUUCGAAACGUGAUACAUUUUCUUCUUCUCUAAUGAGUAAAUCCGGAUCUUUACCAGUGACUCCUCGGUCUUCACGGCCGUGUUCGAAACAUGAUACCGGUAUAAAUAGAACAAUACAAAACUCUGAAGUGGCUUUAAACCAUAAAAAUAGUGCAAUAUCAAGGAGCUAUUCUAGUCCGAGACAAUAUACUCUUUCCGCUUCCCGGGGAUAUAGAUCCGCUAAUGGUAUAGUUGACAAUCUCAGACCUAGCACACGAUCAAAUCUUCUAUCAAGGGAUGCUUCUUAUUUUGACUAUGAUGUGAAUGAAGAUGUGCCGUUAGAAUCGUUACGAACAUACAAGCCACGGAAGAUCCGUGUCGUACAGACGGACGAUAUCUACGUGCGAGCUUGCUCAUUCCUCGGUAUAACGGCGUCACAGACAUAUAUCAAACAAGUGACAACAACUAGAGAAGUGUGCAUGGCUAACACUUCACUCAGUUACCUCACUAUCAAACCUAUAGCAAUCUCUCUAGUGCGUGAUUAUUAUAUUCAAGUGUUGGACGUAUCAGGCAAUGAUUUAGGACCUCUAGGAGUGAUGUACCUGUCGGAAAUGCUCGUUAUGAACGACUCAAUCAUUGAGCUGAAUAUAUCAAACACCAAUCCGGGAAGACCUGGACUUGAGGCUUUAGCAAAGAAUCUUCCACAAAACAAAACUUUAACUAUUCUGAGAUUAGAAUCAAAUUCAUUGGAUCACACAGAAACCGACUUUCUCGUGCAAAUUAUGAAGAAUGCCCCCACCAUAACAGAACUAUAUCUAGGGCAUAACAAUUUAGGCUACGAAGGUGCUAAACUGUUAGCGCAGGAAUUGGAAGAGAACACUACCUUGCGGACAUUAGAUCUACAAUGGAAUCAUUUCAGAAAACAAAGUGCGUCACAAUUAUGUAAUGCAAUAAAGAUGAACAAAGGUCUACACAUGUUGAAUUUAUCAUGGAAUGGGCUCGGCAAAGAGGGUUGUAUUGCCCUGGCACGAUCCUUGCCUAAGAAUACCAGCCUACAAAAUCUGGAUCUAACUAACAACCGAAUUGACGUGGUAGCACUUCCAUUUCUGCUGCAUGGACUUGUGCGCAACACCUCGAUACAAUCCCUAAAUCUUAGUAAAAAUCCUAUGACAACAGAGGGUGCUAAGGCGGUUGUGCGAGCAAUUACAGGGGCACCUAAACUCAACAUCAAAUAUUUAAAUAUAGACGAUAUUCCAGUGGAUAAAGAUUUCACCAGACUUGUUAAGAAGUUGCAAGAGAAGAAGUAUAUCACCGUGGAGCACGGUGUAGAGAUGUAUAGUGCAAUAGAGCUAGAAAUGAAAGAGCAUGACCCACAUGACUUAAACAGAUUUGAUCCGGUCAUGGUUAUUAUAGAGUACAUGCGUAUUGACAAUCUAAGACUUAUUGAUAUGUUUGGGUAUUUAGACAUUGAUGGGCGUGGGCUAGUGAGCCGGGACAACCUCAGACAGGGUGUAGCGACCCUAGGUUUACCUCUAACAGAAUAUCAUCUAGACUGUAUAAUGCACGACAUAGAUUCGAAGAAGGAUGGCUAUCUCGAUUUAGAAGAGUUUAUGGUAGCUCAAAGAGAUAUGUCAAAAGUUAUUAUCCAACGAACAACAAAGGCAAAGAAAAAAGGCAAGGAGGAUCAAGGACUCAAAGAAUUGCGGAAAAUUCUCAAAGAACUUGUUGAGAAAAGAAACAAACGAAACAAGGAAAAGGCUCAAAGCAAGAUGAAUUCUGCAUUCACUGGUGCCGUCAACAAGGUAAAAGCAAUCAACAAAGAGGAGAAACGCCGAGCUUCUAUCAUUUCGGCUGGUGAAUCAAAUAGCUCAACAGAAACUAAUGAUCAAAACAAUUUAGGUAAAUCAGUAUCAUUGGCAAACAUUUUGCAGAGUUCGGAUAAAUUGUCAACGUUACAGCUACCUUCCCUGCAACGAGAAGACACUUUUGAUAUAGAGACUCUGCCAUUACAUGAACUGGAGAGUAACGAAGAUGGCUUUAAGACAAGCCGGGCACAAUUUGAUAACUUUGUUAUGGAAACUGUUAGAGAAACCACAGAAACGAAUUUUGGAAACGAGAUAAGUUUUGUCGUGUAGCUGAUUCUAAUUUGGUUAUGAUUUGUUGCUGUUUAUUUAUUCAAUAAAAUAUGAUCAUUUUGUUAUAUUCUUUGAUUCUAUUAUAUGUUGUGUAUAAUGAUUUCUGCACCUUCCGGAAUGAUAUUCCUUAAUAGCAAUAAUAAGAAUAUGAAAUAUCACACUAUCUGCUACAUGAAAAUGAUACAUCAUCAAACAUACCUUUGGAAAGAUAACUACAGUCAAGACUUAGGUAGAAUCAUAGACUCUGUAUACAUUAGACAGAGCUCAUUAUUGUGAUCUGAAAUCGAAACGCCAGAGACACUUACCGGUUUUAAUAAAAAAUGAAGCCGUGAAGAACUUUGGCUAAAAACACUUGAUAACAGAAUUUUAUUAACGUGCAACAACAACAACAAAUGAGCCGCGUCAUGACAAAACCAACAUAGUGCGUUUGCGACCAUCAUGGAUCCACACCAGCCUCCGCAUCCGCGCAGUUUGAUCAGGAUCCAUGCAGUUCGCUUACAAACCCUAAUGCAAGUAAAGACUCUGAUAGCAAACAAAAUGGAUCCUGAUCAAACUGCGCGGAUACGCAGGCUGGUCUUGAUCCAUGUGGUCGCACUAUGUGGGUUUUGUCAUGACGCGGCUCAAAAUUUAUUCAGCAUAUCUAUAACUGACAAAAAUACAAACAUACUUACAGUAGUGGUAAGCGUUACUCAAACAAUGUAAUAGGGUUUACAGAGAAAUAUAUUUGUUUAAAAUCAUUCUAUCCCGUGCUUUAAAAAUAUACUAUGCUCAUCUUUGAGUAAAAUAAUUGUAUAGCAAAAUCUUAUUGAAAUGUAUG
Messenger RNA from Ruditapes philippinarum (Manila clam), 3180 nucleotides. Its product is annotated as leucine-rich repeat-containing protein 74A-like. The record is from RefSeq and is a predicted model, not a curated record. Lineage: Eukaryota; Metazoa; Mollusca; Bivalvia; Venerida; Veneridae. Gene Ontology annotation, molecular function: protein binding; calcium ion binding. The transcript has 14 exons. Bases 45 to 2363 code for a protein of 772 amino acids.